UGAUUUGAAACAGUCAACAUGGACUUUUCACGUCUACACACGUACACUCCUCCCCAUUGUCUGCCAGAGAACACUGGCUAUACAUAUGCACUCAGUUCAAGUUAUUCUUCAUCUGCUUUGGAUUUUGAGACUGAAAACAAAAUAGAUCCAGUAUAUGAUUCACCGAGAAUGUCACGGCGUAGUUUACGGUUAGCUGCUGCAGCAGUUAAUAAAUCAAAUGAUGCAGGAAAUGAUGGCCUUCGUGACAGCUCUUCUGGAAAUGUGUCCUUUAGAGAAGAGUCUUCUAGGACAGUGAGACAGCGCAGAACUAUCACUAAACAAUCUGGCGGUGAAAGAAACACACCAAGAAAAAAUCUGACCAGCUCUUCCAUCUUGAGCCAAAGCAGUUUCAAUAGCCGUGCCAGUGAUGCAUCAAUGGUAUCCACUGUCUUGGAUGAGUCUUUGAUUCAAGAGCAGACAGAAGUUGGUCAUUUCUGGGGUCUUGAUGAUGAAGGCGACCCUAAAGGUUUGCUAGGUAGUGGUACUACGCCGAUGCCAGGAAAUGGUGAGAUGGCAGCAGCAGGAUCACAGGCCAACAGGUUCAAUGGCUACACUUGCAGCGACUGUAGUGUGCUUUCUGAACAGAACGAUGUUCUUACAGCAUAUUCGGCUUCUCCUGUGCCACCUGCUAGAAUUUACUCUAGGGACAGGAGCCAGAGACAUGCAUCCACUCACUCAGACUACUGUGGAAGAAUGAAUGUAAAAGAAUUUUACAGAGAAGAUAGCCAUUUUGGUGGAAAUGAGGAAUCAAUAUGUGAUGACUGUAAGGGGAAGAAACAUCUUCAAAUACACACCACAGACCACAUGCAAUCCUCAUGGGCUAAAAGGGUAGCAAGGACCAUUUGGCACACCUUUUCUUAUGCAGGUUACUUUAUGCUUCACAUAUUGCGAACAGUUGGAGCAGCGGGAUGGCUUGUGUCUCAGAAGGUGUUGUCUCUACUUUGGCUGGCCAUUCUUUCUCCAGGGAGGGCAGCUUCUGGCAUAUCCAGGCUGCUUGAAUGGGGUGUAAUUUCUCUGAUGUCUGUGCUCAAGGCCCCUCUUCUAAGAAGGUGCCUUCUUCUGUUACUGUUGAUCAUACUCCCGCUUCUGCUCGGUAUAUGGUUCUGGGGCUUUGAUGGCUUAGUUUCAUUGUUACCUUCACUGAACUGGACAAUAAUUGAUACAACACAGAGAACAAACGGCUUUGUUCAUGUUCAUGAACAUCAGACUGAUUCUUUUCCAUCUGUGCAACCUCCAAAGGAUGCUGUAAACAUCUUUGAUACUGGUCGUAUAAGCAAGCUGGAAAAGCAAGUGGCCUUCCUCUCUGAGAGAUACCGACACCAUCAUGAAGAAUGUAGCAAACUGAUGCUUCUAGUCCGUAAUCUUCAAGAUCAGAUUAUCGAGAUGAGUGACAAAAGUGAAGCAUUGAAGCUAAUAGAAAAUGUGAUGGGACCUCUUCUUAAGGAUAUGAAAGAGAAGGGAAAAACUGACAUCCUGGCUUUACAUGAAGAAUAUGAGUUGCGCUUCGUGACGCUGGAAGACCUUCUUCGAAAACUCUCUAGUGAAUCUAAGGACAUCCAGAAGGAGCUUGACAUAACCAAAGGAAAAACAGUGAGAGAUUAUGAUGAACAUACUCAACUUUUGUCCAAAGUUGAAAAGCUAGAACUAGAGUUGUCUCAGAUGAAAUCAGAACUGUUAACUGGGGUAAGUGUCAAGAGGAGUUGUGAGAAAAUAGAUGUCAUUCAUCAAAAAGUGGGCGCCCAGGUCAGAGAAUACGUCAAACUGGUGGUUUUUGGUGAUCAACAAAAAGACUCUCCUGAAUCGCUUCACCAAUGGCUUACAUCCAAUUUUGUGACCAGAAGUGACUUACAGACUUUAUUGCGGGAUCUAGAGUUGCGGAUCCUCAAGGAUAUUACUCUCCAUACAUCUGUUACAAACCAAAAAAUAACUUCAGAGGUAGUAACAAAUGCUGUGACUAAUGCAGGCGUUUCUGGAAUCACAGAAGCGCAAGCACAGAUUAUUGUAAACAACGCACUGAAACUCUACUCUCAAGACAAGACUGGUAUGGUCGAUUUUGCCCUGGAAUCUGGAGGUGGCAGUGUACUGAGUACUCGCUGUUCUGAAACCUAUGAGACCAAAACAGCAUUAAUUAGCAUCUUUGGAAUUCCUCUGUGGUACUUCUCUCAGUCUCCCAGAGUGGUGAUUCAGCCGGACGUGUAUCCAGGAAACUGCUGGGCUUUCAAAGGAUCACAGGGGUAUCUUGUAAUUCGACUUUCAAUGAACAUCUAUCCAACUGCUUUUACAAUGGAACACAUACCAAAAACACUUUCACCAACCGGAACUAUCACAAGUGCUCCUAGGAAUUUUUCAGUAUAUGGUCUAGAUGAUGAAUCUCAAGCAGAAGGCAAGCUUUUAGGACAGUAUGUCUAUGAUCACGACGGAGAACCACUGCAGGUGUUUCCAGUGAUGGAGAAAAAUGAAAAAGCAUUCCAAAUAGUGGAACUGAGAAUUCUUUCUAACUGGGGACAUGCAGCCUAUACAUGCCUGUACCGGUUCAGAGUGCACGGGAAACCUGCCGAAUAA
Messenger RNA from Pterocles gutturalis (yellow-throated sandgrouse), 2601 nucleotides. It is a transcript of the gene SUN1, whose product is annotated as Sad1 and UNC84 domain containing 1. Lineage: Eukaryota; Metazoa; Chordata; Aves; Pterocliformes; Pteroclidae. Bases 19 to 2601 code for a protein of 860 amino acids. Gene Ontology annotation, biological process: nuclear envelope organization. Gene Ontology annotation, molecular function: protein-membrane adaptor activity. Gene Ontology annotation, cellular component: meiotic nuclear membrane microtubule tethering complex; nuclear envelope. The record is from RefSeq and is a predicted model, not a curated record. The transcript has 21 exons.